Messenger RNA from Podarcis muralis (Common wall lizard), 5885 nucleotides. RefSeq names its product SNF related kinase (gene SNRK). NCBI's taxonomy places the organism in Eukaryota, Metazoa, Chordata, Lepidosauria, Squamata, Lacertidae. Gene Ontology annotation, molecular function: protein serine/threonine kinase activity; ATP binding. Gene Ontology annotation, biological process: protein phosphorylation; intracellular signal transduction. The record is from RefSeq and is a predicted model, not a curated record. Gene Ontology annotation, cellular component: cytoplasm.
CGACGGAGAGCGCGAGCCGCGGUUGGUCGCGGUGACGUCGCGGGAACGCGGCGGAGGUCCGUUGGGUGUGUGUGUGUGCGCGCGCGCUCGGGAGCGAGCCUCCCUCACAAGACGAGAGCGGCGCGAGCCGCAGGAGGAGGAGAAGACCGUUUCCGUCCGUCCGCUCGCUCGCUCAGGCGGAGGCCGCUCGCCUCGACCCUCCGGCGCGUGAGGUACCUUCGCUGAGGAGGAGAAGCCGAAGAAGAAGCCGCCGCCGCUGUCCAUGCGGCGCUGGGGAAGGGAGCCGAGGGCCGCGGCUGGCGGCCGGCGCCGACGCCCGGGAGUAAGUUGCUGAGGGGCGCCGAGGGAAUAAGGGAAGAAGAAUGCGAAUCUUUCCUCAGAACUGGAUAUGGAAGUAUCAGCAGAUGAAUCUAUGGAAAACAUGAGGAAAAAUUGAAACUACAUGAGCAAAGCAUAGAUAAGAUGAUACCUUUGGAGAGGGCAGUGCCAUGGUACGUUUGGCAGUGAAAAUGGGUUGUGCAUCUGUUUCAAACACUUUCAUAUGAGAAGACACCAUUUUUAAAAAGUUUCAGCAUUACUACUUCAAGCAGUAUGGCUGGUUUCAAGCGAGGGUAUGAUGGAAAAAUUGCUGGACUGUAUGAUUUGGAUAAAACCUUGGGGAGAGGGCAUUUUGCUGUGGUCAAACUUGCCAGACACGUUUUUACAGGUGAAAAAGUAGCGGUGAAAGUUAUUGACAAGACCAAGCUAGAUACUCUAGCAACAGGACAUCUAUUCCAAGAAGUUAGAUGCAUGAAACUAGUGCAGCAUCCUAAUAUUGUUCGCCUGUAUGAAGUUAUUGACACCCAGACCAAACUUUACCUAAUCUUGGAACUUGGUGAUGGAGGAGAUAUGUUUGAUUACAUCAUGAAACACGAAGAAGGGCUUAACGAAGAUCUGGCAAAGAAGUACUUUGCUCAGAUUGUUCAUGCUAUAUCCUACUGCCAUAAACUGCAUGUAGUUCACAGAGACUUAAAACCGGAGAAUGUUGUCUUCUUUGAAAAACAAGGACUUGUGAAAUUGACUGAUUUUGGCUUCAGCAACAAAUUCCAGCCUGGGAAAAAACUCACAACAAGUUGUGGUUCUCUUGCAUAUUCUGCUCCAGAAAUUCUACUUGGUGAUGAGUAUGAUGCACCUGCAGUAGAUAUAUGGAGCCUGGGAGUUAUCCUUUAUAUGUUGGUAUGCGGGCAGCCACCAUUCCAAGAAGCAAAUGACAGCGAAACUUUGACAAUGAUCAUGGACUGUAAAUACACGGUGCCAUCACGUGUGUCCAAAGAAUGUAAAGAUUUAAUCACACGAAUGUUACAAAGAGACCCAAAACGAAGGGCAUCUUUGGAAGAAAUUGAAAACCAUCCCUGGCUACAAGGAGUUGAUCCAUCGCCUGCAACCAAAUAUAAUAUUCCUUUGGUUUCAUACAAAAAUCUAUCCGAGGAAGAGCACAACAGCAUCAUACAGCGAAUGGUUCUGGGAGACAUCGCAGACAGAGAUACCAUAGUAGAGGCUCUGGAAACCAACAAAUACAAUCACAUCACUGCUACCUACUUCUUACUAGCAGAGCGGAUUCUGAGAGAGAAGCAGGAGAAAGAAAUACAAACCAGAUCAGCAAGCCCAAGCAAUAUCAAAGCUCAGUUUAGGCAGUCAUGGCCAACCAAAAUCGAUGUUCCUCAAGACUUGGAAGAUGACCUUACAGCUUCUCCUCUCUCGCAUGGAGGCGUUCCUCAGUCUCCAGCUCGCAGUGCUGAAAAUGUUCUUAAUGGUCACCGGAGCAAGGCACUUAAUGAUUCAUCAAAGAAGGAGGACAUUCCUGAAUUAGCAGGACCAGCACUUUCCGUCGUUCCUUCGGUGAGCUUAAAACCUACAACUAGCGGUCGGAAGUGCUUGUUUAGGGUGGAAGAAGACGAGGAGGAGGACGAAGAAGAUAAAAAACCAGUCUCCCUUUCAACCCAAGUGGUCCUGCGCCGCAAGCCUUCCGUUACAAACCGUCUGACUUCCCGGAAAAGCGCCCCGGUCCUGAAUCAGAUCUUUGAGGAAGGGGAGUCGGACGACGAGUUUGACAUGGAUGAGAACUUGCCCCCCAAACUUAGCCGUCUAAAAAUGAACAUUGCUUCGCCAAGCACCGUGCACAAGCGCUACCACCGAAGGAAAAGCCAGGGUCGGGGAUCGAGCUGCAGCAGCUCAGAAACAAGCGACGACGACUCCGAAAGCAGGCGGCGUCUCGAUAAAGACAGCGGGUUUACUUACUCCUGGCACAGACGGGAUAGUAGCGAGGGACCUCCCGGCAAUCAGGGAGACGGCAGCGGACAAGGAAAACCAAGCAAUGGAAACGGAGGCGUAGACAAAACGAGCCCUGGCGACAACAACAAAGGGGGCGGGAGUCCUUCCAGUAGUUCUAGUGGAAGCACGAAUAACAAUUCGGGUUCCACUCGCAGGUGCGCCGGAUCUGGAAAUUCAAUGCAGUUGUCUUCAAGAAGCGCGGGCGACCUGGUGGAAAGCCUCAAAUUAAUGAGCCUCUGCUUAGGUUCACAGAUUCACAGUAGCACUAAAUACAUUAUUGAUCCGCAAAACACCAUCUCCUUUUCCAGCGUCAAGGUACAGGAGAAAUCCACGUGGAAGAUGUGCAUAAGUUCCUCUGGGAAUGCAAAUCCAGCUUCGUCCUUGGGCAGUAUAAAAUUCUUUUCUGAUCAGAUGUCGGACACUGCAAACGAAUUAGAAAGGAUAAAGAGCAAGAACUUGAAAAAUAACGUGCUCCAACUACCUCUGUGUGAAAAGACUAUAUCUGUGAAUAUUCAGCGAAACCCGAAGGAGGGAUUGCUGUGUACCGCUGGCCAAGCUACUUGCUGUCACGUUGUUUGACAGUAAUCGGACUUAACUCAUUCUACUUGACAUCACCAAUCUUCCUUUUCUGCGCUGUGAAUACUUUAUUUCACUGAAACCCUUCAUUGUCAUUGUCUUAAUAUUUUUAAAUGAGCUUUGAGCAGUAAUUUAUUACAUUUUAAUUUAGUUUGCUUGAAAUGACAAUGCAUGAUUUUGUGCAUGCUGCUAGCCAACAAAUUUUUUUUUUGUUCCCAACGAUAACAGGAUUUGUGUACUUUUUUACAUUUAUAAUUUUACUAUAGAAAAUCUGGAUUGCAGUAAGGCUUGUGUCCGAAUCCAGUGUAAAUGAAGCACUUAGUAGUUUCACAUUCUGCACUUAAAUGAGAGAGAGAGAGCGCUUUUGUUUCUUUGUGAAAUGUCCAAUCUUGUUCUGAUCUUCUGUGUUUCCUAAACUAUGUGAGAUGUGGCAUAAUUCUGUGUGUUUGCAACAGAACCAAAGCAAUAAUGUUUUGAUGCUGAAAACUUCUGUGAGCUUUCAGAUUUCCAAGGCUUGUACAAAGCAAGGAUGCACUGAGAAUUUAAGAGAUCUUGAACUAUAAUUUUUAUCCCCACAUCUCUUUUGUCUUAAACUAUAAUAUGCAUGAGAUGGUGGCCGAAGAUCUUGGUUUGUUACAGACAAGAUGGGGGGAAAUAGUUAAGCAGCUUCCCCCGAGAAAAAUUGUACAUGCAGACAAUCUUUUAAAAACUGUAUUACAAAGGAAAAUUAUAAAGUCAUCUGCUUGGAGUAUUUUUAAAAAAACAAUCUAAGGGAGAACACAUCUGUUACUAGAGUCUAUUAUCAUGGCAGUUGUUGGGUACAGUGCAAGACUAUUUAAAUUGGACCAAUUUGUGUGACUUUUGAGAGGUCUUUUCCAGUAAGCUAGUUCCUGUAAAUUAACUAGCCAUAAGCAUAGUAAAAGGCUUAACAAAGUUUCCUCUUCCUGUCUUUCACCCCACAGCAUUUUGAAGCCUGCUCUCAAUAUUAUUGAUUACCUGAAGGAUGUAACUGAGCAUCUUAAUUCCACAUUUCCAUUAUUUCCAUGUAAACAAAUGAACAGGCCAAUCAAGAUGGGUGUCCGUGUAGUGUGGGAUAUAUCAAAAGUGCUCCAAAAUGCAGCACUGUAUCCAGUCAUCUAAACCAAUCGUUUAAGUGAAUUUAGGUAGAGCAGAAAACAGUUGCUAGAAUUUGAAUAGGAGGUCUGUUCAGAUCAGGAAGGAUCUUAUUGGGAGUGCAUUAACAUUGUGCAUCCUAAAUACACUCCACAGAUCUCAAAACGUGCCAUGUACUGCAAAUUUCUAGAAUUUUUUUUCCAAUAUAAAAUUUAGUUUGGGGUAUAACAGUCUUGUUUAUUUCCCUUCCAUAACUCUCUCUCCAAAUUGAGUCAGACAACACAAGUUGCAUGGAUCAAUUUCUUUUUACAUUCUGCACAGCUCUUCGUUUUUCUCUUUUUUUAACCCCUUGCUACUGAGAUGUCAGCAGAUAAGUAGGCUGGCAUUUUUAAUGUACAAAAGGAAACUUUUGACCAGGUGAACUUGUUUGAACUUUUAUCUAGAAUAAAAUAUAUUGCAGAUUCCCAAUUUUGGGAAGGACAAGAAUGUUAUUUUUUCAAGCUCUGUGCGCUGGGUCUUCAAAGCAAUGCUGGUAAGUAUUGAUGGUAUUAUGUAGCAACAACCCAGGCAGGCACUGAUUAAGAGACUACACAGUUUAGUAUCUAAAUGCUAGCAAAAUGGUCAAGUAGAAUGCAUUUCAUUUACCUUAUAGACUGUAGAGCACCAAAGAACUGUUUUUGGUUAUGUUUGCUUCUUUUAGUGUGGCAAAGGAUGCAAUUCAAAGCAUAUUUACAAGGAAGUAAAUCCCAGUGUGUUCAGCAUGGCUUACUUUCAAGUAAACAUGUUCAGAAUUAGGCUGCAAAUCUCAAUCGUGCAGCCUAUUUUAUUAUCAAGCUUAGGAGGGGAAUAUAUUUUCCCAGCAAAGCAAGUUACGAAUGAAACACUUUGCUUUAGUUUUAUUUUUUAAGCUUAUGUUGCAAUGUAGUUUUAAAACAUCCUAUCAUACAUGUAUGAUAUCUACACAGUUGAAAGCUACAAGAACAGGCAUGCCGGCGAAGCCAUAGCGCAUAUUUCUUUGAAAUUUUCUUAAGCAGGGAUCUUACAAAGGGCCAGAAAUAUGGACAGUUCACAGAUGACGGUGAACAGAGCAUCUAUAUAAAAAGUAGGAGAAAGUUUAUAAAGGGCAUUGGCAAUAAACUGUUGCAGCUUUUUAUUUUCAAGUCUUGUAAAUAUUCUUUCCACACGUUAUGUACAGCCUUGGAAUGGCACCUUUUGACUAAUCCCAGACGUUUUUUCAUUCCCUCUGUUUUUUAUAUACAAAUGUGUAUAUACGGUGCUCACUUUAGAACAGCAGUGUUGACCAUUUAUGCUGCAUAGCUGUAACAUAGCCUUAUUUAGUUGUGUAUGGUUGGUUGAACCUCUGGGUGUACAGAUGUUAGCUUGAGUGUUGUCUUUUUAAUCCAUUUAUUCACCGGUGAAUGAUUGUGCAUGUGUUGUAUGUUGUAUUACGUCAUGUUAAAAGGAGGGAGAGAAUAACCACUACAUUGAAAUAUAUUGGACCAAACUAUUAUAGAACAAGUAACAGUUUCUUGUACCCCUUAAAUCUGUCUUUACAAGUUGCAUAUAGUCAACGUAGCAUAUAAAUUAAAUAUUGUGGAAAGCAACUAGUCUUGUAUUUUUCUGUAUGUGUAUAUAAUGUACCUCUAGCAACUUUAUCUGUAUUAAGAUGUGACAAUCUUGACACAGAAUUUUACAAUUAGUAAAAUAAAGCAGAAUAAAAUGGAGAAAAGCUACGUGUAUUAGGGGGAGGGUACAGAAAUACCAGUUGAUCCUUGUCAAUUGCUUCCAGCGAUGUUUGGCUUUCUUCAUUGUAUAAACAUUCAUGGUGUGUGACAAAUGGAAAAAAAAUCCAGUUAAUAAAAAUGACCUCUUGAUUGGUGCAUAAA